This is a messenger RNA of Larimichthys crocea (large yellow croaker), 3659 nucleotides long. RefSeq names its product CAP-GLY domain containing linker protein 1b (gene clip1b). Gene Ontology annotation, molecular function: microtubule plus-end binding. Gene Ontology annotation, biological process: positive regulation of microtubule polymerization; cytoplasmic microtubule organization. NCBI's taxonomy places the organism in Eukaryota, Metazoa, Chordata, Actinopteri, Sciaenidae. The record is from RefSeq and is a predicted model, not a curated record. The transcript is spliced from 24 exons. Bases 377 to 3148 code for a protein of 923 amino acids. Gene Ontology annotation, cellular component: cell cortex; microtubule plus-end; nucleus.
GGCGGCAUUGGUUCCCACGGUGACGUCAUCGGGCUGGGCUAGGAAAAACAUGUAACGGUGCCGAGCAGCGAGUUCCCGCUACACCGACCGAACCCGACCCGCAGCAUCCGUUUACCGAGACCCAGUUCACCGAGAGAGACAAAUGAACCGUCUGUUUUCUGAAUAAAAAGGGAGCCCAGUCAGACCAAACACCUACAGAUGAUCUUUGAGACGGAGGAAUGUCUCAGUUUGGUGUCUGAGGUGGAAAAUCAGCAUCAGCUUUCGCUGAGCCGUGAAGACACGAGUCCAGCUGGACGCCACGUUUAUUACACGGCUCCUUUCCAUCACAUUGGGACUUUGUGGGGUGGUGGGGAAGGCCUAGUCCUCCCUACCCAUCAUGGACAAACAAGGAACCAUGAGUACACCAGGCAAGGUCAGCGGGCUCAAACCCCCGAGUAAAAUCAGCCGUCCAUCCGGGGUCCCAACAAAGACGUCUCCAUCGUCCGGUACGAACAUUUGCGCUCCAAAGCCCGUUCCUCCUGAGAAGUCCCCCGGCAGUGUGACGUCCCCGACCCAGGAGGGAAGUGCGGACUUCCAGAUCGGAGAGAGAGUCUGGGUCAACGGCAACAAGCCCGGCUACGUGCAGUUCAUCGGGGGCACGCAGUUCGCUCCCGGGCAGUGGGCGGGCAUCGUGCUGGACGAGCCUAUCGGGAAGAAUGACGGGUCCGUGGCGGGAGUCCGGUACUUCCAGUGCGAGGAUGGUAAAGGGAUUUUCACGCGGCCUUCGAAGCUCUCCAAGACCGCACUGCCAGAGAAGGAGGAGAACGGGAGGCAGGCCAGUCCAGCACCAGGAGCAACGGCACCGAGCGAGCCCGCACCUGCUGGCACUACCUCAACAGUUCAGGGCACCAGCAUAAAGACGAGCGCCGCACUUAACCGAAUGCUCACGUCCAGCGAGUCGGUGUCGAACAUCUCAGACCCCGACUCCACCAAGAAGAUGAAGAGGGAGCUGAGGCUGGGAGACCGAGUGCUGGUCGGCGGCACAAAGGCAGGAGUGGUCCGGUUUCUGGGAGAGACCGACUUUGCCAAAGGAGACUGGUGUGGAGUGGAGCUAGACGAACCGCUCGGCAAGAAUGACGGAGCUGUCGCGGGGACGAGAUACUUCCAGUGCAUGCCCAGGUACGGCCUGUUCGCUCCCGUCCACAAGGUGACACGAAUCGGCUUCCCCUGCACCACGCCCACCAAGGCCAAGAGCUCACGGAGGAGGUCCACCCUGAAGAAGAGCCCGAGUGCUUCCUCCAUCAGCUCGCUCAGCUCUGCCACCUCCUCCAUCGGCGGCAAGCCCAGCCGAGCAGGACUGCUGACGGAGACGUCUGCCCGCUACGCUCGUAAGAUCUCCGGCACCACGGCGCUGCAGGAGGCUCUGAAGGAGAAGCAGCAGCACAUCGAACAGCUGCUGGCCGAGAGAGACCUGGAGAGGUGCGAGGUGGCGAAGGCGACGAGCCACGCCGGAGAAGUCCAGCAGGAGCUGACGCUGCUGAGGAAAGGACAGGAUCAGUACGCGGUGGAGAUGGAGGCGAAGUUGGAUCAGCUGCGUUCGCUGGUGGAGGCAGCAGAUCGAGACAAGGUGGAGCUGCUCAACCAGCUGGAGGAGGAGAAGAGAAAAGUGGAAGAUCUGCAGUUUCGUGUGGAGGAAGCGUGCAUCACCAAAGGAGACCUGGAGACGCAGACCAGACUGGAGCAUGCCCACAUAAAGGAGCUUGAGCAGAGCCUGCUCUUUGAAAAGACCAAAGCUGAAAAACUCCAGAGGGAUUUAGAGGACACUAGGGUGGCCACGGUGUCUGAGCGCUCCAGGAUCAUGGAGCUGGAAAGGGAGGUGGCGGACCUCCAGCUCAGGCUCCGGGCGUCGCAGCAGAAGGAGGACGCCGCGUCUCUGUCCGAGAAGCAGAUCAGCAGCCUGAAGGCCCAGGCUCAGUCUCAGGAGAAGAAGAUCAGCGAGCUGAGUGUCGACGUGGAGAGCAAACAGAAAGAGCUCCAGUCUCUACAGCAGGACAAGAGCUCUCUGGAGCAACAGCUGACCAGCCUGAGAGAGAAGCUGGAGACGGCCGAGGAGGAGAAGAGGAGGACGGCAAAGACCAUGCAAGAACUGGAGCAGAGUGUGGAGCAGUCAAAGAAAGACUAUCAGACCCUGAAGGAGGAGGGCGAGUGCAGAGAGAAGGAGCUGACACAGGCCACUGAGAAGUCGGAGAGGACAGCGCUGUCGCUGGAGCAGCUGACGAAUGAGAAGAAGACACUGCAGACACAGCUCGAGGCUUUGAAGCAGCAGAACUCCAAAUUCCAGGACGAGCUGAGCCUGUCGAAGGAGCGCAGCAGCUCGGAGAACCAGCGCAUCGGAGUCCUCUGCAAGGAAAUCGAGGAGCUGAAGCUGGCCUCCCAGAAGUCUCAGCAUCUCGAGGAGCACAAUGUGGAGCGCAGCCGUGAACAGACAGACAUGAAGACGAGAGAAACUGUCUCGGAUCAGGAAAUGGAGGGCGACACAAACUUCCAGAAACCCACAGACAAAGACCGGGAGCUGGAAACUCUGAGGAACGAGAUCGCCGUGCUGCGAGGAGAAAACGCCGUGGCUAAGACGCUGCAGUCGGCCGUGGAGACGCUGGAGAGAGACAAAGCUCAGCUGCAGGGCCGCGUUCACAGCCUGGAGCAAAGGCUCAUGGGAACGCAGGCCUCAGAGGGAGAAGACAUCGAAGCUCCACCCUCAGGCGACGGCGCUCUGGAGCAGCUGAGGGAGGAGAAGGAGUUCGCUGAAGGACAAGUAAAGACUAUCAACUUCCUGAACAGCGUGAUCGUGGACCUGCAGCGGAAGAACGAGGAGCUGAAGGUCAAACUGAAGAAGCUCGCGCUGGCCGAGUUCAACGGCAACGACGGGACUGACGGGUUUGUCGAAGGCGUGUCCAAGCGGGAAAAGAAGGCGACUCCGCGUCUGUUCUGCGACAUCUGCGACUGCUUCGACCUCCACGACACGGAGGACUGUCCCACUCAGGCGCAGAGCCCGGACUCCGUACCUCACACCACUUAUCACGGCAACCCGGCCGACGAGAGGCCCUACUGCGACAUCUGCGAGGCCUUCGGACACGCCACGGAGUCCUGCAACGAUGAUCAGACCUUCUAAAGGCUCCAAAAAAAAAACCUUUUACCCUCCCACUACGUUUCCCGACUAAGAUUUUUCCAUAUUGUAUUUUUAUACUGUAUUUAUGCAUAUCACUGGUAGCCACCGUCCUGAUCUAAACCCUCUGUGUCUAAAGAUAAACUCUGCUCGUCCAAAUAUGCUGCUUUGGUGCAAUAUCGAUGUUUUUAACGAGAGGACUCGUCCGUCCUCUGCACUCGUCGUUUUUAACGUGUUGUUGUUUUGUUUCUAAAUUAAGCAUGAUGUUUCACGUGUUCUUUUGGGGGCUUUAAAAAAAAAAACGAUGCAACACAUUUAAGCACAGAUCAAACUGAAGAAGCACCUCUUCAGAUUUUUACAUUCCUCAGCGUGUGCGGCUCCGAACCAAUCAGAGAGCGAUACUGCCAUGUUACGUAAACUUAUAUAUAUAUGUAUGUAUGUAUAACGUUUUACUAAUUUUAUAUGUUUAAUGAUAUUUUACUCUUCUGUCAACCCACAACGGAGUGUUAGAGCCACC